AUGAUGAAAGGUGUUACUAAUUUCCUCGUAACGGUUGCCUUGUUGUAUUUGGGAUGCUCCCUAAUUGCCUCUGCCUAUGACCCUGCUCCUCUGCAAGACUUUUGUGUUGCAACUGAAAAUUCCCCUUCUGCUGUAUUUACGAAUGGAAAGUUUUGCAAGGACCCAAAGCUUGUUACAGCCAACGAUUUCUUUCUCUCGGGGCUAAACAUUCCUAGAAACACGUCAGAUGCACUUGGAUCGAAUGUCACUCUAGUCAACGCGGACAAAAUACCAGGCCUCAACACAUUAGGUGUAUCCUUGGCUCGCAUCGACUUUGCACCAUAUGGCCUAAAUCCUCCCCACAUUCACCCUCAUGCAACUGAGCUUUUUGUUGUCUUAAAGGGUACCCUGUAUGUUGGCUUUGUCACAUCCAAUCCGGAUAACCGCCUCUUCACCAAGGUUUUAAAUGCGGGAGACGUCUUCGUGUUCCCAAUUGGUCUCAUUCACUUUCAGUUCAAUGCAGGAAGUACCAAUGCUCUUGCCUUUUCCAGUCUCGGCAGCCAAAAUCCAGGGCGCAUUACCAUAGCGAACACAAUAUUUGGAUCUAAUCCUCUUAUCAAUCCUGAUGUUCUUGCUAAAGCCUUCCAAUUGGACAAGAAUGUGGUUAACUAUCUUCAGAAACAGUUUUCGUCAGAAAACAUUUAG
Messenger RNA from Corylus avellana, 684 nucleotides. The record is from RefSeq and is a predicted model, not a curated record. NCBI's taxonomy places the organism in Eukaryota, Viridiplantae, Streptophyta, Magnoliopsida, Fagales, Betulaceae.